Molecule: messenger RNA, 928 nt
Organism: Impatiens glandulifera
Lineage: Eukaryota; Viridiplantae; Streptophyta; Magnoliopsida; Ericales; Balsaminaceae
Product: alpha-soluble NSF attachment protein-like
Exons: 9
Coding region: 9-884 (291 amino acids)
Biological process (GO): intracellular protein transport; SNARE complex disassembly
Cellular component (GO): SNARE complex; vacuolar membrane
Molecular function (GO): soluble NSF attachment protein activity; syntaxin binding
Source: RefSeq, a predicted model, not a curated record
CGGUGGCGAUGGCCAAUCAGAUAGCGAAGGGUGAAGAUUUUCAGAAACAGGCGGAGAAGAAACUUACCGGCUGGGGCCUCUUUACCUCCAAGCACGAGGAUGCCGCCGAAUUGUUUGACAAAGCCGCUAACGCCUUCAAGCUCGCAAAAUCAUGGGAACAAGCUGGAGCCGUGUAUGUCAAGUUGGCAAAUUGUCAUUUAAAAUCAGAUAGCAAACAUGAAGCAGCUACUGCUUAUGCUGAUGCUGCUCAUUCUUACAAAAAGAUACAGGCCAAAGAGUCUGUAUCUUACCUAGAGGAGUCAGUGAAUUUGUUUAUGGAGAUUGGACGACUGAAUAUGGCGGCAAAAUAUUACAAGGAAAUUGCAGAAAUUUAUGAAAGUGGAGAAGAUUUGGAGAAGGCUAUUAUUUACUAUGAAAGGGCAACAGAUCUUUUCCAAAGUGAAGAUGUAACUACUUCAGCAAAUCAAUGUAGACAGAAAAUUGCUCAAUUUGCUGCUCAACUUGAACAGUACCAGAAAGCAAUAGAGAUUUAUGAAGAUAUAGCAAGGCAGUCGCUGAGCAACAACUUGCUGAAAUAUGGAGUAAAAGGACACCUUCUAAAUGCUGGGAUUUGCCAACUUUGUAAAGGAAAUGGAGACAGUAUUGCAAUUAACAAUGGAUUGGAGCGGUAUCAGGACCUUGAUCCAACCUUUGCUGGAUCACGUGAGUACAGGUUGCUGGUGGAUUUGGCUGAGGCUAUUGAUGAAGAAGAUAUUGAUAAGUUCACUGGGGCAUUGAAGGAAUAUGACAGCAUGACUCAGCUGGAUGCUUGGAAGACUACUCUUUUGUUGAGAGUCAAGGAUAUGAUAAAGGCGAAAGAGCUAGAGGAAGACGAUCUCACUUAAUCAAAUCACUCUAUAUGGUACCCUUUUUAUAUUUCCGAAUCUUU